This is a messenger RNA of Scheffersomyces coipomensis, 975 nucleotides long. Its product is annotated as lysophosphatidic acid acyltransferase. The transcript has a single exon. NCBI's taxonomy places the organism in Eukaryota, Fungi, Ascomycota, Pichiomycetes, Serinales, Debaryomycetaceae. The record is from RefSeq and is a predicted model, not a curated record. The coding region runs from base 1 to 975 and encodes 324 amino acids.
AUGGAAAAGUUCUCAACAUGGAGAGAUAAAGGUACAGGUAUAUCACCAUUCAUGCCUAAUGAAUUCCCUCUUCAACAACAAAUUCAAUUCCAAAAACAACAACGUUCAAAAAUUUCUUAUAUCCAAACCCAAAUUAAAAUCUUUGGUUUAUACAUUUUAAAAUCAAUCUUAUUCAGUAUUAAAUUUCCGAUCUUUAUCAUUUCAAGCUUGAUUUAUUACUUAUUCCCUAUUAAAGUCGUAUUAAAGUUCAUUCUUUUGGUUUUAUUCAGUUUUAAUAAUGUCAAUGUAUCAGUUGAUGGAGUCAAACGUACUAAAACAGAUCAAAUUUUACAAAAUCAACCUAAUUUGGGUGAUAUCAUUAUUAUUAAUUAUAUUAGUCCAUUAGAUGGUUUAAUCAUUCACUUGAUUUCGAAUGUAUAUCAUUGGAAAGUGAUUAAAUUAUACAUUCCUGAUUCAAUUGGAAGAUUACAUCAAUAUUCAAUUUGGGAAUUUAUCAAUUUUAGUUUUAAUUCCAAACAAAAGGGGAAAUUAAUCGAUGAAAAGGAUUUAUCAAAGUUAGACUUAUCAACUUCAAUUAAUUUCUUUUUGUUAGAAGGAACAGCUUCCAAUAAUAAAGCUAUCUUACCAUUCAUUAUAACUCCUCAGAUUGUUAAUUUAUUAAAUCAAACUUCUCAACCUAUUAAAUCCAUCAUUGUUAAAUUCCAACCUAAUUAUUAUACUUUACCAAUACCGAACUUAUAUUCCAAAGUAUACUACUUAUUUGAGAUAUUAUCGAAUUUAUCAAGUUCAAAUUUCAUAAAAGUUAAAAUUUAUAAUAUUAAUAAUGAAAGAAAAGAUGUUAUUAAUAAAGUUAAACAAUCAUUUCAAGAAAAUAAUCUUUCAAUCAUAAGUGAUAAUCUUGAUAUUGAUGAAAAAUCAAAAUUCAUUCAUUACUAUUUAAAUUAUGAUCUUAUAGAAAGUAAAAAGAAGAAGUAA